UGAUGAGGUCCCGGCGGGCGUGGGAAAGAGGUGACACCCGUGGUCGCCAUGACUACCGAGCUUGUGGCAGUAGAGCCGGGGGUGCCUUCGCUCGUGGAUCGUUGCUUCACUCGCUGGUACAAGGCUGAUGUCAAAGGAAAACCCUGUGAAGACCACUGUAUACUACAGCACUCUAACCGAAUAUGUGUCAUCACUUUGGCAGGAUCUCAUCCAGUUCUUCAAAGUGGAAAAACAAUUAAAAGCAUUUCCUAUCAAAUCAGUACCAACUGUAGCAGACUUCAGAACAAGGUCUCUGGGAAAUUUAAGCGGGGGGCACAGUUUCUAACAGAACUUGCACCUCUGUGUAAGAUUUACUGCUCAGAUGGAGAAGAAUACACCAUAUCUAGCUGUGUUAGAGGACGGUUGAUGGAAGUGAAUGAAAACAUUCUCCAUAAGCCAUCUAUUCUUCAAGAGAAGCCGUCCACUGAAGGCUACAUUGCAGUUGUGUUGCCCAAAUUUAAAGAAAGUAAGAGCAUAACAGAAGGGUUACUGACACAAAAACAGUAUGAAGAAGUCAUGGUGAAACGCAUUAAUGCCACAACAGCUACAUCAUGAAGAUGGAAGUGGAGUAAAAGCAACACAGCGGUCUUAUCCUUAUCAGGCCCAACUGAUCAGUGCCCUAAAGAAGAACCAGCAUAUGUGAGCCUCUGUAGAGAGACCUGAUCUUAAAACUUAACCUAGUUUUCCCUCUGUCUUGUAUAACAAGCCUCGGUUCCCAUUUUGUCUUCAGCCUCCCAGGUCUGCCUUGCACACAUACUCUGUUCUUUUUCUUUCUCUUUCUGACAACUGGCAAGGAAGGGAUGUUUUUUCUGAUUAAAAACAAACAAAACUUUGAGGAAAAUUUGGAAAGAAAAGUUUUAAGUAGCAAAGUGAAAAUAAUUUCCCCAUGAUCCUGUAACCUAUUAGCAGUACUACAUUUUCACAUACCUCUGUGUGAAUGGUAAGGCAUGGUUAUUGUUUUUGUCCCAAUUUUCCAUCAUCUGAAGUUAAGCCAAAAAAAAAAAACCUGGCCUUCCCAAUCUGGCUUCAAUGUGACAGUACCAAAAACUGUAAUCCCACCCCUCCUGUGUCAGCUCCUCUUGCUCCUGAGCUGUAGGGGAGAAGCAGAGUGUACUUUCUCUGCUCCUUAGGCCACUGGGAUGGUCUUCCUCUCUGAAACGGAGUAGAACUGUAACUUGCUUCUUAAAUGAGAGAUGCAUUAAAAGGCUUUGAGAAAAACAAAGGGCUCUCCUAACACAUGGAAGUAUUAUAAUGCAGUGUUACUGGUAAUUGCAAUAAUAGUUACAGGGUAACCAGCAAAAAGUUUCUCAGAAGUUACUAUAAUUCAUAGAUAACAGAUGUCUUUCAAUAGACAAAAGCUUUCUCAUUUAAAAAUAAAAAAUGUGAAUGUAUGGU
Molecule: messenger RNA, 1434 nt
Organism: Manis pentadactyla (Chinese pangolin)
Lineage: Eukaryota; Metazoa; Chordata; Mammalia; Pholidota; Manidae
Product: protein Abitram
Exons: 1
Coding region: 49-594 (181 amino acids)
Biological process (GO): regulation of filopodium assembly; regulation of actin filament polymerization; dendrite morphogenesis
Cellular component (GO): dendrite; filopodium tip; lamellipodium
Molecular function (GO): actin monomer binding; actin filament binding
Source: RefSeq, a predicted model, not a curated record